AUGGGCAUGAGAACCUGUAUGCUAAAGCCAGUGAAUCGGAAAGGGAUUCGUACCUUUAGAGAUGCUGAAGAGCUACGAAAAGGAGAAGAGAUUGCACCAGAACUUUUAAAAGCUAUUGAAGAGUCAAGGAUUUGUCUCAUAAUUCUCUCGAAAAACUAUGCCCGUUCUAGGUGGUGUCUGAACGAACUGGUGAAGAUCAUGGAGUGGCGGAAGUCUAUGAGACAAUUAGUUUUUCCGAUUUUCUACCACGUGGACCCAUCCGAUGUGCGAAGACAGACUGGGAGUUAUGAACAAGCAUUUGACAGGCAUGGAAGAAACCCAGACCAGAUACAAUGGUGGAGGGGAGCGUUGACGGUGGUGGCCAAUAUUAGUGGAUGGCAUUUACAGGAUGGGUCUGAGGCACUUGUUAUCGAGGAAAUUACUUCCACUAUUUGCAGGAGUUUAAACCGGGAGCUCUUACAUGUUGAAAAGAACCUCGUGGGCAUGGAUUGUCCUAGGAUGUCCUCUUCUUCUUCUUCUACUGCUAUUGGUCCAUGGGAUUAUGAAGUUUUCUUGAGCUUUAAGGGUAAAGAUACCAGCCACAACUUCACGGAUAAUCUCUAUGCAGCUUUAUAUCGGAAAGGGAUUCAUACCUUUAGAAUCGAUGAUCUACGGGGAGAAGAUAUUGCACCAGGUCUUUUGUACGCUAUUGAGAAGUCAAGGUUGGUUCUUAAGGGCAACUAUGGAGAAGCAUUCGCUUAUCAUGAAAGAAAUGGGUUUGGCCACAAGACACAGAGGUGGAGGGCAGCUUUGAGCGAAGUGGGCAGUCUCUCUGGAUGGCAUGUACAUGAUUGGUCUGAGGCAAAUUAUAUUGAGGAUAUUACUCACGUUAUUUGA
Vitis riparia (riverbank grape) is the source of this 876-nucleotide messenger RNA. RefSeq names its product disease resistance protein RUN1-like. The transcript has 4 exons. The record is from RefSeq and is a predicted model, not a curated record. Gene Ontology annotation, biological process: signal transduction. The coding region runs from base 1 to 876 and encodes 291 amino acids. NCBI's taxonomy places the organism in Eukaryota, Viridiplantae, Streptophyta, Magnoliopsida, Vitales, Vitaceae.